This is a messenger RNA of Lethenteron reissneri (Far Eastern brook lamprey), 4650 nucleotides long. RefSeq names its product aspartyl/asparaginyl beta-hydroxylase-like. Gene Ontology annotation, biological process: peptidyl-aspartic acid hydroxylation. The record is from RefSeq and is a predicted model, not a curated record. Gene Ontology annotation, cellular component: endoplasmic reticulum. NCBI's taxonomy places the organism in Eukaryota, Metazoa, Chordata, Hyperoartia, Petromyzontiformes, Petromyzontidae. Gene Ontology annotation, molecular function: peptidyl-aspartic acid 3-dioxygenase activity; protein binding.
CCGCUCCUCGGGCUAAUCAUUACAAAAACGAGCAGGGUUUGCAAGUGACAGCCUCCGUUCUUCCGACACACCACGAGUCGUGGUGUUGGCCACGGUGGUUGUUGAUGCGCGUGUAGUCGUGUGCGUGGAGUCGUGUAGUCGUGUGUGUGUGUGUUGGCUGUGCAUGCGAGUGUGAGUGUGUACAAGGACAAAACACACACACACACAACUUAUUGGCACACAGGCACACACAGACACGUGCACACACACACAGACACGCAUCUACACAGACCGUAGAUACACAGUGCUGUGAACACGCUCUGCUGCUUACACACCCACAGACAACAGGCAGUCAACAACAACAGCAGCCGCUAUUCACCACUAAGUGUCGGUGACGUCAGCACAGCCGCCUUGUGCCAGGCUAGGUGCACUGUGGGUCGCCUGUGAAGUCUCACGGACACACACACAGCACACACACACACACACGGGAUACACACACACACAGCACGCACACACACAGCACACACACACACGGGAUACACACACAGCACACACACACGGGACACACAGCACACACACGGGACACACAGCACACACACGCACAGCACACACACGGGAUACACACACAGCACACACACACACAGCACACACGCACACACAGCACACACACGGCACACACACACACGGGACACACAGCACACACGCACGCACACACGCACACACGGCUGUACACACACGGCGAGGGAGCGGAGAGGAGCGGAGAUGAACGCGGACAGGAGGCGAAAGAAGAGCAAACUUAGCCACGGAGGAGGAGGAGGAGCAGUGACCCAGUCAGGCACCCCGAAGCAACUCCAACGGAAGCAAAAUGGGAGCCAGCCGUCCACCUCCUCCACCUCGUUGGGGCCCCCCACGGCCUCGCGGCGAGCUGACAACGAGGAGGGGGCGGGGGUCGGGCGACGAUGGCUCACCCUCACCGCCGUCGUCACCGUCGCAGCCGUGCUCGCUGCCGUCCUCGCCGUCUCGAUUAUCGUGCUGGGGUGGGCGGAUUCCGGCACGCUCUCCGGGCUUCAUGGGGGUGGUGAGAAUGUGGACCCCUCGCCCCGCAAAGCGGGCCCCCCAGCCCCCCCCGUGACCUUGGACCCCGGCGACCCCCAGCCACCGCACGAGCCGCCCACCACGUCGACCCCCCAGGACUCGGCCCCCAAAGCGCAGCCCGCGCCGAUGAAGCCUAAAAAGCCGAAACUCCUCAACAAGUUCGACCGCGCGAUCAAGGAGGAGCUGGACGCCGCGGAGAAGCUCCGGAAAAAGGGCUCCAUGCAGGAGGCACUCCAGGCCUUCACAGAGCUCGUGCAGACCUUCCCCAGCAGUCCACGCGCUCGCUACGGGAAGGCCCAGGCGGAGGACGACCUGGCCGAGAAGCAGCGCAGCAACGAGCAGCUGGCGCGCGCCAUCGCGACGUACGCGGAGGUGGCCGACCUCCCCGAUGCCCCGGCGGAACUGGUGCAGCUGGCGCUGAAACGGCAGGCGAACCGGCUGCAGUUCCUGGGCCGCAUGCGCGCGGCCGUGGCGGUGCUGAGGAAGCUGGUGCAGCGGUACCCGGCCGACGUGGCGCUGCAGAACGAGCUGGGGGUCGCGCUGCUCCUGCAGGGAGACAACAAGGGGGCAAAGGUCGUCUACGAGGAGGUUCUGGCCAGAUCGCCGGACGAUGGAUUUGCGAAGGUGCACUUUGGGUUCAUCCUGAAGGCGGAGAACAAGAUCGCUGAGAGCAUCCCCUUCUUGCGGGCAGGUCUGGAGUCCGAGGCCCCAGGAACGAACGACGGCCGCUUCUACUUCCACCUGGGAGACGCUCUGCAGCGCAUGGGGGAGCGUGACGAGGCGUACCGCUGGUAUGCGCAGGGCCACGAGCAGGGCCACUUCUCCUCCGUGUUCCAGCGCUCGCUCUACAACGUGCGCGGCCUCAAGGCCCAGCCGUGGUGGACCCCGCACGAGACGGGCUACACGGAGCUCGUCAAGGCGCUGGAGCGUGGCUGGCGGAGCAUCCGGGACGAGGCGCUGGCUGCGAUGGACGUCCAGAGCGGCUUCUUCCUCCCCGAGGAGGAGAAUCUGCGCGAGAAGGGCGACUGGGCCCAGUUCACGCUGUGGCAGCAAGGCCGGAAGAGCGAGAGCGGCUGCGGGAGGGCGCCCACCACGUGUUCCAUCAUGGAGCGCUUCCCCGAGUCCACGGGCUGCACACGCGGCCAGGUGAAGUUCUCCGUCAUGCACCCGGGCACACACGUGUGGCCGCACACGGGGCCCACGAACUGCCGCCUGCGGCUCCACCUGGGCCUCGUGAUCCCCACGCCAGGGUGCCGCAUCCGCUGUGCCAACGACACGCGCGAGUGGCAGGAGGGCAAGGUGCUGAUCUUCGACGACUCGUUUGAGCACGAGGUGUGGCAGGACGCCGACCGCGCCCGCCUCAUCUUCAUCGUCGACGUGUGGCACCCGCAGCUCACCGCACACCAGCGGCGCACCCUCUCGCCCAUCUGAGCCGGCCACACCACCGCACCCGCGGUGCUGGUGGUGGUUUGGUGCCGGCCGAACCGUUGUGGGUGGUUGGCCUCGGACGCACCGUGGCGGUGGUGGUUGGUCCCAGCCACGCCACAGAUGGUUGGCCCAGCCACACCGCAUGGUUAAACGGGUACCAGACACACCACGGUCAUAGUUCGUGUCUGCCACACCACAGAUUAUUGGACCCGGCCACACCGCAUGGGUUGAUUGGUACCGUACACACAACGGUGAUGGUCGGAUUUCAUCGACAUCACAUGGGUGAUUGAGCUUUCUUCCGGCCACACCACGUUGGUAAUUGGUUCCGUUCACACCGCAGUGGUGGCUGAUUCCUACCCGAACACACACACAGAUCUACACCAGUGAGUUAUGCUCCCGAGAUACGACACAGCGCCGAGACUGAACUACCGAGCCACUCUACCCAAAUCGACUACGAGUGUGGUGUACGCACGCACGCGCGCACACGCACGGCCUUCGCGAAAACCAACCCCCGCCGUCCGUACCCUCUCGCCGCGCGACGGGUUCCCGUCAUUUGUAUUGUCGCCGACGACAUCGUCCCGUUUUGGCACGCGGUGGUGACGUCACGAGAUGCAAACAAGCCCCGCGUGACAGGUUUCGUCCAAUCAUGGCCGGGCCUCGCCGCCACGGUGGCGUGACGGCCAAUCACAGCAGCCCGGCCCCCGACGCAGCGCUGGGAGUGGUCGUGAUCGUUGUUAUGAUUGUUAUUAUUGUCGUCGUCAACAAACGUUCGAUUCUUAUUGUUAAAUACUCAUACGCGAUGGUCGGUUAUUUAAGGGUUGACGCAAGUUUGACGCAGUCGCUUUUUGUUGGUUUUGUUUACGGUGACGCGGUGGGGUGCGUGCUGGAGUACGGUUGCUUCACCACACCUCACCAUACUUCACCAUACUUCACCACACUUCACCACGCCAGUCUGUGCGAGCUGGUGAGGGUGGUGAAAAGGGUAGGGGGCGGUGGGUGGUGGGCCGAGGACCGGUUAAGAUUUUUACGACCUGCGCCACCGAUGUCAGCCGUGGGCAUUCGUCAAAGCUCUUCGUUUUGAGGCCGAGUCGACCUAGGGGAAGCCCAGUACCGGUUCCUGGUUGCACCUCGCCACCGAUUUCAGCCGGGGCCGCAGAGUCAAACUCGGUUGUCGCCGGGUGGCAUAUCGCAUUGCGCCAACCACCGCACCACCGCUCCUCUUCUACGCACGAUUAGCCGAACUAAUAUUCCGCGCGUCCGAUUCUCACGGUCGGCUACGUACGGCGCGAAAUAAGUUCACCACACGUAGGUGCGCACGUGUGCACGUGGGUGCGCGCGCAUGGGUUUUCGUCCCGAUGUACGUGUUUACAAGGCUUUCGUGUUGUCGUCAGAGCCAAGUGGGCGACGUCGAUUAUUUGGCGACGGGGCCGUUGCCGUCGCUUCUCGUAGCCCGCGGCGACCCCGAGCGGACGAAGCCCCAGCAGGGAGCGCCGCGGGCGACGAUUGGCGUUACCGGGUCGGGUGGCCAAGGAGGGGACCAGAGUCGAGGAGGCCUCAUCUACAACGGUGACCUUGGGGGGUGGGGGGGGGGCAUCGCUGUGCUGCCAGUAGUAGCGGGGGUGCGACGAUGAUUGCCCGAUGUGCGCUCGUGAUUGCCAAUCGAGUUGGCGCGGCGGUGCUCUUUCUCACGUGCCAAAUACGCAGCCGCGACGCCGGCACCGCAGCGGCGGCAGCGUGCUCCUGCCGACGACGUCGCGGGGAUCUUCGACGUCCACUUUCGUCGAGCAGAACAACAGAAGGACCGACGUACGACUGCCGACUGCGUUCGCGUCGCUGUGGAUCAAGCUGCUGCUCUCGCCAUUUGCCUGGGUCGUGGUUGCGGUGUAGCGGUGAGCGUGGUCGGGUAGCGGUGAGCGUGGUCGUGUGGCGUUUAGCGUGCUCCGCUACGAACCCGACGACCCAGUGUUCGAUUCCCGCUCACGGCCAACACCAGUGACGAUUAUCUGGACCAAUCCUGGGCCCAAUAGUCUUUUACAGGCUUUGCCGGGGGGUCUUUGGUAUUUGGUAAGCGGUGGGCAGAGGUCACACGGUUGGUGGUCGGCGGUCGAUGUGAAGGUCAAAAGUGCCAAAAUAAAGCGAGGAGGUGUG